GACAGAUAGUUAGUAGAGUAAAUGUCGCCGUUCGUGUCGGGUUAUAUAACCGCACCGUGAGUCCAUCCGUCCGUCUGCUCUCCGCGUCCACACAGGCCGACUUCCAGGCGCACAGAUGGGGGAACAGCAGCAGAAGAGCCCCGCCGGGGUGAAGUACUUCCGACUGUCCGAGAUCGAGGAGCAGAACUCCUUCAAGUCCACCUGGAUCAUCGUCCACCACAAAGUCUACGAUUUGACCAAGUUCCUGGAGGAGCACCCCGGAGGAGAGGAGGUCCUGAGGGAACAAGCGGGAGGAGACGCGACGGAGAGUUUCGAGGAUGUGGGACACUCGACGGACGCCCGUGAGAUGGCGAGCGGCAUGGUGAUCGGAGAGGUCCACCCGGACGACCGACACAAGCUGGUGAAACCUCCGGAAAGUAUGGUGACGACUGUGAAGGACGAGAACAGCUGGUGGUCUAGCCUGGUGAUUCCUGCUCUGGCGGCGGCCGUCGUCACGCUGAUGUACCGCAUCUACACAUCAGAAUGACAUCAUCAGACAUGCAGCUGUGAUGUCAUCAGCAGGCUCUAUGGUCCCGUGUCCCGGCGUCUGAUUGGAGCGAAGGUGGCAGAGGCUCCUCCCAGCGCAGGAGGUGUUUGUGGAGCAGACGAGGAUCCAGAGGAGGCGUCUGCUCCACGAACACCGUACCCACAAUCCAUUUCAGCCUGUCUAACCAAUCACACGUCAUUUAUCCUGUUGCCUUUUGAAACACCGAUGUUUAUAGAAUCUGUCUGAUCUGAAGCCGUGGAUGUAUAAUUUGUUCUUUUUCUAUCCGUUGGUGAACGUGAAGCAGCUCUGAUUGAAGGAAGUUAAUCACGAAUCAGCAGGAAAAAGGUGAAAUCUGAAGAAAGACACGUUUGUCUGAAGCUGCAGAGUCGAGAGAAAUGAGCGAACAACUAACCAGAAUCCAGCUUUUCUGUUUCUCAACCAGCUGCAGCAGAUGGAUUAAUAAUGCCUGAAUUGUAUCUCCAGAUUUACUGCAUUUUAAUAUUUUAUUUCAAGAAAAUCACAGAAAAAUGCACUAGAUUUGCCAAAUCCUGCCUCGAGAUCCUGAUCGCUGGUUUAAAAAGCAAAAUGCACAAACGGCUGGUAUAGUUUUCAGGUUUUCAACAAAAACGUGCCUUUUCAGGGGCGGUUUGAUUCCUUGAACCAGAACCACGUGUAACCCUGCUGCUGCUUGUUUAUGCAAUAAAAGUGAUUCAGAAUCUAUC
This is a messenger RNA of Acanthochromis polyacanthus (spiny chromis), 1248 nucleotides long. It is a transcript of the gene cyb5a, whose product is annotated as cytochrome b5. The record is from RefSeq and is a predicted model, not a curated record. Gene Ontology annotation, molecular function: heme binding. The coding region runs from base 116 to 526 and encodes 136 amino acids. The transcript is spliced from 5 exons. Gene Ontology annotation, cellular component: membrane; intracellular membrane-bounded organelle. Lineage: Eukaryota; Metazoa; Chordata; Actinopteri; Pomacentridae.